Molecule: messenger RNA, 721 nt
Organism: Entrophospora sp. SA101
Lineage: Eukaryota; Fungi; Glomeromycota; Glomeromycetes; Entrophosporales; Entrophosporaceae
Source: the annotation of a GenBank genome assembly
UCAAAAUCAAAAUUUACCGCAGCGAUCUUUUACUUCUCCAAGUAAAUCUAAAAAACUCAAUUAUGCACUUUCAGAUGGAGAAUCACAAAUAGAAAAUUAUUCAUCAAAAUCACGUAGUGGUGGUAAUAAUAGAAAAGGCAUGCCUAAACGAAGAAGUACAGUGAGUGAAGAAUACUUUGGGGAGGGGGGGAAAGGGAUAAAUUUUGAUGAGGAAACUCAAAAAAAAGCAGAGAUUGUUAAAAGAAGAUUAUCGAAAAUGAAAAGGCCGGAUAAACCUGAGGUGAUGAUUGGUACUAGAAUUGAUGUUGGACAUGUUAACUAUGUUCUUAUGUAUAAUAUGUUGACUGGUAUUCGUGUUGGUGUGUCAAGAUGUAAUGCUAAAAUGCAUAGAGACUUGGAUGAAUCAGAUUUUAAAGCUGCACAUAAAUUUUCAUUUGAUAUAACGGGAAAUGAACUUACACCAUCAGCUAAAUAUGAUUUUAAAUUCAAGGAUUAUGCACCCUGGGUAUUUCGUCAUCUUCGUGAAUUUUUUCAUAUAGAUGCUGCUGAUUAUUUGGUUUCCCUGACGAGUGAAUAUAUAUUAUCAGAGUUGAAUUCACCAGGAAAAAGUGGGAGUUUCUUUUAUUUCUCCAGAGAUUAUCGAUUCAUCAUAAAAACAAUACACCACACUGAACAUAAAUUCCUGAGAAAAAUCCUAAAAGAUUAUUAUGAGGUGGAAUAA